AUGGAAUGUGAGUGUAGAGUGCUGGAGGAGAUAAUGACGAGAACGACCAACACCAACGCACAGCAGAUUUAUACCUUUUAUGAUGGCCCGCCAUUUGCAACCGGUCUUCCACAUUAUGGACAUUUGUUGGCUGGCACCAUAAAAGAUAUCGUCACUCGCUUCGCCUACAGUCAGGGCUACCACGUCGAGCGUCACUUUGGCUGGGAUUGUCACGGUCUCCCAGUUGAGUAUGAAGUCGACAAAAUCCACAACAUUACAGGCCCGCAUGACGUUGAAAAAAUGGGAGUUGCUGCCUACAAUGACAAGUGUCGUGAGAUUGUAAUGCGGUAUUCGAGUCAGUGGAAAACUGUUGUUCAACGCAUUGGUCGAUGGAUUGACUUCGAGAAUGACUAUCGCACCAUGUACCCAUCAUUCAUGGAGUCCGUGUGGUGGGCUUUUAAGCAGCUCUUCGAAAAGGGCCUUGUCUAUCGUGGAAUCAAAGUUAUGCCCUAUUCAACUGCCUGUGCAACUCCGCUGUCCAAUUUUGAGGCUGGCCAGAAUUACAAGGAUGUGCAAGAUCCCGCGGUGAUUGUCAGUUUCCCACUCGAUAAUGAGUCUGGAGUGGAAUUACUGGCGUGGAGCACCACUCCUUGGACGUUGCCUAGCAACCUUGCUCUCUGUGUCAAUCCUGACAAGGAUUAUGUCAAACUGCAGGACAAAUCCCGUGACAGAGUAUUCAUUAUGAUGGAAUGCCGUGUCAGUUCGUUAUACAAGAGCCCAGAUGAUUACACGGUCCUUAAAGAAUUGAAGGGCAAAGAUCUCUCAGGGUUGUCGUACAAACCCCUCUUCGACUACUUUAUUGCGCUCAAAACAAGCCGUGGUGCCUUCCGCGUCGUCUGUGAUAACUACGUUACCGAGGAAACGGGCACUGGGAUUGUGCAUCAGGCGCCGUACUUUGGCGAGAUCAAUUUCACAAGGCGAAAUAAUCACAAAUAA
Molecule: messenger RNA, 975 nt
Organism: Mesocestoides corti
Lineage: Eukaryota; Metazoa; Platyhelminthes; Cestoda; Cyclophyllidea; Mesocestoididae
Source: the annotation of a GenBank genome assembly